AUGGGAGGCCCCUACGCCUCCGUCAUAGCCCAACUGGGCGGUCGUCCAACGAAGAGUGUCGACGUGCCCAUCUGCUCCGUCUUCCUCGCUGCAUUCCUCGGCUUCGGUAUUAGCCAUAUGGUUAUCUUCCGUCGUAAUCUCGCCCGAGGCCACAAAUUCAUCCCUUCCGCCGUCACAUUCGGCUUUUGCAUGUCGCGUGUUGUCGCGAAUGUGACCCGUAUAGCCUGGGCCUGUUAUCCGAAAAAUAUUUCAGUUGCAAUUGCUGCGCAGAUCUUCGUUGCUGCUGGAGUUUUACUCCUGUUCAUCUUGAAUUUGCUAUAUGCCCAACGCAUGCUACGUGCUGCGUUCCCGGCUAUUGGCUGGUCGCGGCCUGUCUCUUGGGCGUUUAAGGUUCUUUAUGUUUUGGUGGCCCUUACCAUUAUCAUGGUUAUUACGGUCGUUGUUCAGAGUAUGUAUACGCUUAAUGCGAAUACGCAUCGCAUCGAUCGUGAUAUCCAACUCUACGGUUCGACAUACUUCGCCAUCGUCUCGUUCCUACCGCUGCCUAUUGUCUCGCUGGUGCUGCUCCUCGCGGAUGAGAAAAAGGUUGCCCAAUUCGGUUCUGGAUCAUGGCGGACCAAAGGUCUUAUCAUCCUCGUUGCUGGGACCUUGUUGUGUCUCGGUGCUUCGUUCCGUGCUGGAACUUCUUGGAUGAGACCUCAUCCUAUUUACGACCCGCCAGCGUACAUGCACAAAGCCUGCUUCUACGUCUUUAAUUUCGGACUCGACUUGUCGGUUGUGAUCCUUUUCUUGUUCUCUCGUGUCGACAAGCGGUUCCAUGUCCCGAAUGGUAGCUCCAAGGUGCGGCAUUACCGUGGGAAUGAUGAUUCUGAAAAGGAUGUUUCGGUGCAGCAGGUUCAGAAAAAUGACACGGAGCGAGAUAUUGAAAGUAGCAGCAGCUAG
Molecule: messenger RNA, 942 nt
Organism: Penicillium subrubescens
Lineage: Eukaryota; Fungi; Ascomycota; Eurotiomycetes; Eurotiales; Aspergillaceae
Exons: 1
Coding region: 1-942 (313 amino acids)
Source: RefSeq, a predicted model, not a curated record